Heterocephalus glaber (naked mole-rat) is the source of this 7666-nucleotide messenger RNA. RefSeq names its product melanotransferrin (gene Meltf). Gene Ontology annotation, biological process: iron ion transport. Lineage: Eukaryota; Metazoa; Chordata; Mammalia; Rodentia; Bathyergidae. Gene Ontology annotation, cellular component: early endosome; extracellular region; plasma membrane. The record is from RefSeq and is a predicted model, not a curated record.
UGACCUCGACGUCCCGAGGGCUUCCUGGAGGAGGCGGCCUGCGCCGGGCCUUGGAGCGGGGUCGCGGGCUGUGGCGGGGUGGUGAGAGCCUUGAGGUGUCGGGGACCCCGGAGGGACCUGCUCCUGUCUGUUCCCCGGGCCCCGAGGGGUUCCCAAAGAUAGGGGGACAGGAGAGCAGAGCGCAAGGCUGGGUCCCUGCAGCAGCAGCCCACGGAGGUCACGGGGUCGGCCCCACUGGGCCCAGGCACAGGACAGAGCCUGCACACACCGUGGGGCCCCCGUGGGGGAUGAGGGUCGCAGCUGCAGGGGAGGAGACUGGCCCUGGGGACCCCAAGCCAAGAGAUAGGGUCCAAGCAGAAGUCCAGUGGGGACCCGGGAGUCUCAGCUGCGUUCUGACCCCCGUCCAGCCCUGAAGGUGUGGCUUCUCUGCGUGUUCUUAGAAACAGGGCAGAGAGGCCAGUGAACUCACCCGGAGUCACCUGCUAGUCACCUGCUAGGGGUCCAGGACCCUGACCCCAGCCAGCCUCCCCGUGUGCUCUGGGGACCUGGCCCUGUCCCCACUGAGGGGCGCUUGCAACAGGCAGAUCACAGACCACCUCCAUCCCGUGUCCCAGCUCAUAAGGAGACCCCUGGGCACUUUGAGCAAGGACCCUGGACCCUCUUUUUGUUGGUCCACAGAGGGGCAGGAGCUCCGAACUCCCUCCAGGCUGCACCCCAGGCAGGGAAACCAGUGGGCAACUCCAGAAGCCCCUUCGCUCCUCUGUGACAGCCAGUGAUGGCCAGGUUCUGGCCAUGCCACCUACCACUGCCCAUGUCCCUGAACUAGGGGCCCAGCACAGCCUUUCCCAGACUCAGGGUGUGCCCAGGGACAAGCUGUAUGGGCCAGUGGGAUCCUAUAGCGCUACUGAAGCCACCCUCCCUAGCAGCCGUGGGCUGGGUGAGGUCAGGGACCUGGGCCUCACUGUCCCUGUGCUCCCCAGUGCUCAACGGGGAGCAGGUGACGGAGAUGCGCUGGUGCACCAUCUCGGAUGCGGAGCAGCUGAAGUGCAAGGACAUGAGCAAGGCCUUCCAGGAAGUGGGCAUCCAGCCUUUCAUUGCCUGUGUCCAGGGCACCUCGGCCCUCCACUGCACGCAGCUCAUCUCGGCCCAGAAGGCCGACGCCGUCACCCUCAAUGGAGAAGCCAUUUACGAGGCGGGGAAGGAGCACGGCCUCAAGCCCGUGCUGGGCGAGCUGUAUGAUGCAGAGGUUGGGACCUCCUACUAUGCCGUGGCUGUGGUCCGGAAGAACUCCUCUGUGACCGUCAACACCCUGAAGGGCGUGAGGUCCUGCCACACGGGCCUCCAUCGGACAGCGGGCUGGAAUGUGCCUGUGGGCUUCCUGGUGGGGAGCGGCCGCCUCUCCGUGAUGGGCUGUGACAUGCUCAUGGCUGUCAGCGAGUUUUUUGGGGGCAGCUGCGUCCCUGGUGCAGGAGAGACCAAUCACUCGCUGUCCCUGUGCCGCGCCUGCAGGGGUGACGGCUCUGGGAAGAGGGUGUGUGACAGCAGCCCCCUGGAGAGAUACUACGGCUACAGCGGGGCCUUCCGGUGCCUGGCAGAAGGGGCAGGGGACGUGGCCUUCGUGAGACACAGCACGGUGCUGGAGAACACAGACGGGAAAACGCUGCCCUCCUGGGACAAGGCUCUGCUGUCACGGGACUUUGAGCUGCUGUGUAGGAACGGCAGCCGUGCCAGUGUCACGGAGUGGCGGCAAUGCCACCUGGCCCGGGUGCCCGCAAGCGCCGUGGUGGUCCGGCCUGACAUGGAUGAAAAACUCCUCUUCCGACUGCUCGGCGAGGGCCAGCUGCUGUUCAACCAUGAGGGCAGCCCCUUCCAGAUGUUCCGCUCAGAGAGCUACGGCCACAGGGACCUGCUGUUCAAGGAUGCCACUGUGGAGCUGGUGCCCAUCGGUACGAAGACCUAUGAGGCAUGGCUGGGCCGCAACUUCCUACACGCCAUGAAGGGCCUGCUCUGCGACCCCAACCAGCUACCCCACUUCCUACGCUGGUGCGUGCUGUCCACACCCGAGUUCCGGAAGUGUGGCGACAUGGCGAUGGCCUUCAACCAGCAGAAGCUCAAGCCGGAAAUCCAGUGUGUGUGGGCCAACUCCCCACUGCAGUGCAUGACACAGAUCCAGGAUGGACACAUCGACGCUGUGACCCUGAGGGGUGAAGACAUUUACACGGCAGGGAAGAUGUUUGGGCUGGUCCCAGCAGCCGGGGAGUCUUAUACUGAGAACAGUAGCAGCUCGUACUACGCCGUGGCCCUGGUGAGGCGGGACAUCUCCUCAGCCUUCAGCCUGAAUGAGCUUCGCGGCAAGCGCUCCUGCCACCCCAGUGUGGACAGCCCCGCCGGCUGGACUGUGCCCAUGGGCACCCUCGUCUACACGGGCUCCAUCCGGCCCCGGGACUGCAAUGUGAUCCAAGGGAUGAGCGAGGUCUUCAAUGGCAGCUGUGUGCCCGGGAGCGAGGCCAGGAAAUACCCAUCCUCACUGUGCGCUAUCUGCGAGGGGGAUGAAAAAGGUCGAAACAAGUGCGUGGCCAAUAGCCAGGAGAGGUAUUUCGGCGACAGCGGGGCCUUCAGGUGCCUGACGGAGAAGGCAGGGGACAUUGCCUUUGUGAAGCACACGACUGUCUUUGACAACACAAACGGCCACACGACCGAGCCCUGGGCAGCUGGGCUCAGGCACCAGGACUACCAGCUACUGUGCCCCAAUGGGGCACGUGCGGAGGUGCACCAGUUCCAAGCCUGCAGCCUGGCCAAGGUCCCGGCCCACGCCGUCAUGGUGCGGCCUGACACCAACACCUUUCCUGUGUUCGGACUCCUGGACAAGGCCCAGGAGCUGUACGGAGAGGACAACAAUAAGAACGGGUUCCAGAUGUUUGACUCCUACAAAUACGGAGGCCAAGACCUGCUUUUCCAGGACGUUACAGUCCGGCUGGUUCCUGUCGCGGAGAAGAGCACAUACCUCGGGUGGCUGGGGCCUGACUACGUGAGAGCCAUGGAGGGGCUCCUGACACCGCCGUGUUCAGGCCCAGGUAGGGUACAGGCGGGCAGCGUGACAGCCCCAGGGUGGGCUCCUGGCACAUGCACCAGCACCAUUCAGAGCAGUUCAGCCAAAAACUUGGCGGGAGCUGAAGGGGCAUGGGAGGCCUUGGGAACGCAGAGCACGGGCCUCCGUUACACAGGUAACUGAGGUGCAGUGUCCAGGGAGGCUGUGACAAUUCCCCCAGGGACACUGGCCGUGUCACCCAAGUAGAAAUGGAUAAUGAGCAUAAAUGCUAAAAAGGGGAGUCCAGAGAGGAUGUGAGGCAACAGGAUAAACAUGCAUGUGGUAUAAUUCGGAAAUGAACGAAUAUGUAAAGAAAGGAGGGGCCAGGAUUUAGCUCAGUGGUGCCACCGCCUGCCUCGCAAGCCCAAGGUCCCAAGUUCGAUCCCCGGUACAAAAAAAAGAAAGGAGGGAAAGGAACAGCAUGACAGAGUAGAAGGUGGGGGGCAGUGGGGACCCAGGCGUCCCUGCCCUAGCCCACUGUUCCCCUCACACCAGUCGCUGUCCCCGGGGUUUCCUGGCUGCUCCUGCUGCCCCUCGUUGCUGGCCUCAUCCUCCCAAGCCGCCUCUGAGAGCAGCCCUGGCCAGCUUGCCUCCCGGGACUGCAGAUGGCCAGGAAUAGCCUGGAGAAUCCGUGAUGGAAGGGACUGCGAGGACCUCUCACAGCCCUGCGAUCAUCAGGAUGAGUGCAGAAGCCACGCCCCCCACCCGAGCCCCCAGCUCUGGCCCACGGCCCAGUCACGCCACCCAGCUGGCUCAGCGCCCCGAACUUGCAGCCUCCUACUCGUAGCCUCCUGGACCAGUUGCUGGGGAGACAGCGGGGUGGCCUCCCACAGGCCCCUCCGCUGUGCAGCACCGGGGAGGUGUGAAUGCCACGGGCUGGCCUCAGCCCCUACACCCGCUGGGCUCGUUGUCCUCAGGGCUCCGGUCCCACCUCCCUCCUGAGGACGCUGUGUCAAGGAAGGUCCCUAGAGAUGGGGCCGCAGCUGGGCCCCGGAGGAGCACGGUGUCACCCCCCAGCCCCAGACACCAGUGUCUGCCCAGAGCCACGCUGUGAGGAUGCAGCCCCAGAGGGACCUUUGGAGGAAGGAAAUGCUGCCAAAGCGGAAGUUUCCAAGCAAGGGUCUUGAUGCCAGGCUGGGCGCUGUGACCCCACCUCCUGCCUAAGCCCAUCUGUGGGGGGCACAGUCCUUGAGCCGGCCCUGCCUGGUGGGAACUGAGCUGCACCUACACUUUCUGGGCAUAGUUCUGCCUCUGGGCUCAGCUGAAGGUUGUCUUCUUCCCCUGCCCCAUGGUGGCACCCCACUGCCUCAGCCUGCUCCUGCACAGUGUCACCACGUGGUCUCCAGACUGGGAGCAGGAGGUGGCCCAGGCCUCACUCUCAGGGCCCCUGAGAAGCCGGGCAGAGGAACCAAAGCCGGAAGACUGGGUGCUAGGGUGAGGCCAGGUGUUGGGGUGAGCGCCAUCUUCUUCCCCAGUCCCCCGCACCUCCCGUGUCCAGAGGAAAGGUCCCUGAGUCCCAGCCUGGUAAGAGGCAGCAGCAAGGCCUCCCUCCCGUCCAGUUUCCCAUGGUUCUCUGAGGAGCCAGAAAAAGUUUUCCGGAACUGCCAGGUCUUAUUCUGAAUUUUGCUCCCUUGAAAAAAUAAAUAAGAAGAGAAGAAACAGGAGCAAGCAGCCCUGUUAACGGGCUGGGAGGCGCGUGGGCCUGGAGCUAUUUGUGUCUCCAUCUGCGGGGGGCCUCAGGGAUGCGAGUGACAGGCCAGGUUCCUGGUGCUCGCCCCCACCUGUGGGCACCAGCGAAGGAGGCAGCACCCGGAGGAGUUCUGGUCACUCGCAGGGACACCCCUCACCCCACUGCGAGGGCAGAGGAGCCAGGCCUCGGAGGCCCAGCCUUUACCGCGGGUUCUCCUGAUGACUGAUACCCUUUCUUGUUACGGAAGAUGUGUGGAAAGAGAAGUGUGUGCGGCCUGUGCCACUUGUGACAACAGCUGAUUGUCAGGCCUUGGGAAGGGGCUGCUGCUGGUGUGUGCUGCUGAGGGAGGUUGGUUUGUUUCUGAAGUAAAAUAAAGCCGAACAGCCCUGUGCCACACCCUGGAGAGGUGUGGACUCUGAAACUCUCUGUGCUGAAUCCCUUUUUGUCUUAGGUGCCCCAGGGCCUGCCCCACCCAGAUCCCCAGCAGCGGCUCAUAGCCUUGAGGUCUGGGAGCAGUCAGGAUCUGCUGCACCUCUAGCCUCCAGCCAGCCGGGCCCAGCUCUUCACCGGCUGCUUCCCUGGCCCCGAGGUGCUCAACAACCCAGGCUGCCUCUGUCCCCAGCCUCCCGGUACCCGAUCCUCAGGCAUCUCCGCUGCCCCCCACUGCCUCAUCCCUCCAAAAUGAGCCCCCACAUCUCAUUUUUGGCAAGCUGAGUCCCAGAGGGAGCUGAGCAGGUGGCCCACUGGUCUGGGUCAGGGCCCCUCUGCCCUCUCCCAAGGCUCCUGCCCUUCCCCUGCCCUGGGGCUGCCCCCAGUGGUCACUGAAGCCCUUUGUCACAGCUGGGUCUUGCAAGCCAGUGCACACAGGCCAUGUACCCUGCUGUCAGCCCCAUCAUCAUGAAGCCAGGUCAACUUAGCGACACUGUGGCAUAAAUUGAGACCUUGUCUUUGUAUCACAUGACGCUGUUGCAGUCACUGGAGCUGUCCUGCUGCUGCUGCUUCCCACUCUGAACUUUUGGGGACAGAAAGUGAACCUUUCCUGGGUGAUCCUCCUGCCUCAGCCUCCUGAGUGCUGGGAUUACAGACCUGCACCACAAUGUCUGGCUGAGUUUUUAGAAUAGCAAAAUACUAGAAACAUCUGAAUGCCCCUCAGUACUGUGUUGGACAACAAAAAGCUGGUCUAUACUUUCAUCUCAGUGGACAGUCUGCAGGCGUUGCGGGAAGGGGAGAGCUCCAUUUACAAGUUGGAAAGACUCUGCGACAUAUUGUUGAGUAAAAAGAGCAGGUUAUAAAACAGUCUGUGCUCCCAUUAACAUAAACCACACACACACACUCACACACUCACACUCACACACACACGGAGCUGUCUGGAAAUCUGUUCACCAAACUGUUAACAGUGACUCUCUCCAGUUGGUGGGAUUUAGGGGUAAUUUUUACUUUCUUUAAACUUUAUUUUCCAUUUCUUUAAACUGUCUAAUUUGAAUUUUAAAGCACUGUAAGUCAUUAACCAUUUUCAUUGUGGAAUGGAUAAAUAAAAAGCAAACCAACAAAAAAUAAAGUACAGCCUCCCACUGCCCUGGUCGAAGUGCCCAGGCCUCCUUGCCUGGUCUCGGGCUGAGCAGGCCCCACAAGGAGCCCAGCUUGGAGCUCCUCAGUCCCAGACGUGGCCCUGCCACUAGCCUCAUGACCUCAGACGACUCUCUCCUUCAGAGCCUGCGCUUCCUCCGCAAGUGCCUGCCUUGGGCUGCUGGGGGAGGAAACUCAGGAGGUCCAGUGCCCACCUGGCCCUGUGGCCCCACAGGCCACACAUCUGCGCCUACAGCUCCUUCCUCGAGAAGGUUUGUGGUCCUGAGCCCAGGACUUCGGCAGGCUGUGGGCAGAGGAGAAAGGAUGAGGUCCUCACGCUAACAUGCCGUGGCCUGGGGGACCCAGAGGAUCAGACAGACUGCUCGGGCUGGGCAGGACCCAGAAAACCUGUGAGCCCCUCUGCCCUCAUCCAUAAUGGGCUCUUCCAUCCCACGUGACCCCUCCCUGGCUCGAGGGCUUGUCCCCCACUCCUCAUCUCCCAGGAAACCAAGGCCACAGGGGACGGGACUUUCUGCAGAUGGGGACUUCGCCGCCGUGGCCCCAGACUGGACACAGGGCACAGUGACCAGGCUGCACCGGCGCAUCCCUUCUACUGGUUCCAUAGCCCACUUCACCACAGCUGUGGGCCGAGGGCCUCACUGCCAGCUCAUAGCCCAAGGCCAAAGUCCACUCUACUGUCGGUUCCAAGUCCCUCUUGGCACCAACUGUCCUGAGUUUGUCAUCCACAGAACAGUGGUGACACAGCGUCUCCUGUGACGGGAGAUGGGGAUGUGGCUGCUGUCCCUGCAGUCAGCGGCCUGGCCCUGCACCCGCAUCAGCACUCACUGGAUGCGCCGGGGUGGCCUGACUUUAAACACAAGGUUGCUGUCUUCGGCUGAGGGCCGAGCCUCGCCUCAAAGCAGCGCCUUCUUCCCCGCCAGGCAGGGCAGGGCCCCUCCACUGCCACCUGCUGUCCUGACACCUUCUGCUAGGAGUGAGCCUCCAGGGACAGGGAUCCGGCCCACCUGCCAGCGCACGGAGGACACCCAGCUUCACCUACACCUGAACUGGAACCCAACGAGGAGUCUGCUGAAUGAAUGAAUGAAUGAAUGAACAAAAGAGUAGAUGUUAGUUUUGUCCUAGAAACUUACUGCUCCCAGGGCAGCACCAGGAGUGCUGAGGAGUUUGGUCCUCCCUGGAAACUCCUAGACCCUGCCGCUGAUAAAGAAAGGAUUAGGGGUGGCAGCACACACUCCAGGGGCCGAGGCAGAAGGAUCAUGAGUUCAAGGCCAGCCUGGACAACUUAGCAAGAUCUUGUCUCA